Molecule: messenger RNA, 342 nt
Organism: Symbiodinium necroappetens
Lineage: Eukaryota; Dinophyceae; Suessiales; Symbiodiniaceae
Source: the annotation of a GenBank genome assembly
AUGAUCCAAUUCAUCCUCCUCAUCAGUCGACAAGGGAAGACCCGGCUCAAGAAGUGGUUUGUGCCCUGUGCAGAGCGAGAUCAGUUUAGGACUAUCAAGGAGGUGAGCAGUCUAAUUCUCAACAGAUCUCCAAAGGUCUGCAACUUCUUGGAGUGGCGGGACUACAAGCUGUGCUACAAGCGCUACGCCAGCCUCUUCUUCAUUGCGUGUGUGGAGAACACGGACAACGAGCUUCUUGCUCUUGAAACCGUCCAUCAUUUCGUAGAGUGCCUUGACCGGUACUUCGGCAAUGUCUGUGAGCUGGACCUCAUCUUCAACUUUCACAAGGCGUGGGAGAUUUAA